This is a messenger RNA of Rotaria sordida, 936 nucleotides long. NCBI's taxonomy places the organism in Eukaryota, Metazoa, Rotifera, Eurotatoria, Philodinida, Philodinidae. The record is from the annotation of a GenBank genome assembly.
AUGCAUUUUUUUCUAUUUCUUAUUAUUUCAUUAAUCUAUGAUAAUAUCAAUAGUGAAUCUAAUAAAAUCAAUUCUGAAUCUCAUUCUCUUCUAACAAAUGAACUUAAUUUAACAUUUGGUCAUACAAUAUCUAAACGUGAUAAUUUUGUACUUAUUUAUUUUAAUAUUUCAAAUUCAACAUUAAAAGAAUAUCAAUUUUAUUAUUUUAAUUUUCGUUCAUUUGGUACAUUUAAUGGUAAUGAAAAUUUACCACGACAACGUCUUCUUGAUACACAUAAUUCAUUACGUAUUGUUGGUUUACAUGAAGGUAAUUAUGUAUUAUGUCUUUCAUUUAUUAAUGCAUAUGAAAAAAUAUUUAAUCCUCGUUAUGCUUGUUAUGAAUUUACAUUUGGUGAAAAAAUUCUUGGUUCACAUAAUGAAAAUAAAUCAAAUUAUUUAGCAUUAUUAUUAUUUAUUAUUGCUUUUGUUUUACAUAUUUUUAUUGCUAUUAUACAUUAUAUUAAAUCAAAAAAUUAUGCACAAAAAUUAUUACAUCGUUUUAUUAAUGUUACAUCAAAACGAGAUAAACAAAAAAUAAAUUUUAAUCGUUCAUUAAGAGAACUUGAUAAAGAACUUGAUCAUCCACAUAUAUCAGCAUCUGUUCAACGUCGUUUAUCGCGUGUUACUAUUGAUGUUAAUAAUGAAAAUGAAUUAAAUCAUCGAGAAAAUUCUUUUGAUGAUAAUUCUAAUAAUGAAUUACCAUUAUAUACUUUACCUCAUCGUAAUCGAAGAAUUAGUUUAGUUAAUAUACAAACAAUACCCGAAGAUAGAAAUACAGAUACUAUCGAUAGUGCAUUAUCUGUUCAACAUUUAAUCGAUUCAACUCCAUGGAUAAAACGUACAAAUCGAACAGUAUCAUCAUCAUCAAUAACACGAAAAAAUUCAUUACGUGUAUAG